AUGACUGUGUGUGUGUGUGUCUGUUCAUAUCUAUCUAUCUAUCUAUCUAUCUAUCUAUCUAUCUAUCUAUCUAUCUAUCUAUCUUCUCUUAUGCAAGAAUUUUUUGCAACAGACUGUGUAACUACACUACCCCCCCCCAACCCAAUCUUAUUCUUUCCUAUGUUUGGAAAUAUUUUAAUCGUGCUAUCUGUCUGUCUGUCUAUCUAUCCCUUUAUCUAUCUAUUUACUUCAUUCACUGUUUCCUUUUUUUUUCCGUCUUUUUCUAUCUAUCUAUCUAUCUAUCUAUCUAUCUAUCUAUCUAAGUUUGUUCAUAUCUAUCUAUCUAUCGAUCUAUCUACUUCAUGCACUGUUUCCAUUUCUUUCUUUCUUAUCUAUCUAUCUAUCUAUCUAUCUAUCUAUCUAUCUAUCUACUUCAUGCACUGUUUCCAUUUCUUUCUUAUCUAUCUAUCUAUCUAUCUAUCUAUCUAUCUAUCUAUCUAUCUAUCUAUCUAUCUAUCUAUCUACUUCAUGCACUGUUUCCAUUUCUUUCUUAUCUAUCUAUCUAUCUAUCUAUCUAUCUAUCUAUCUAUCUAUCUAUCUAUCUAUCUAUCUACUUCAUGCACUGUUUCCAUUUCUUUCUUAUCUAUCUAUCUAUCUAUCUAUCUAUCUAUCUAUCUAUCUAUCUAUCUACUUCAUGCACUGUUUCCAUUUCUUUCUUAUCUAUCUAUCUAUCUAUCUAUCUAUCUAUCUAUCUAUCUAUCUAUCUAUCUAUCUACUUCAUGCACUGUUUCCAUUUCUUUCUUAUCUAUCUAUCUAUCUAUCUAUCUAUCUAUCUAUCUAUCUAUCUAUCUAUCUAUCUAUCUAUCGACUUCAUGCACUGUUUCCAUGUCUUGUUUUUGUCUUUCAUUUUGA
Messenger RNA from Acanthosepion pharaonis, 891 nucleotides. Lineage: Eukaryota; Metazoa; Mollusca; Cephalopoda; Sepiida; Sepiidae. The record is from the annotation of a GenBank genome assembly.